AUUAGCAAUAACCUCUCUUCCCAUCACCAUCACAUCCUCAUCACAGAAAAGUACAGGAACUUAUGCUUCCUCAAUGGGUGUGUCAUCAUCUGGAAUGUAGUCGAAUUCCCCGUCACCUACAUUAGCCAUGACCUCUCUUCCUUCGAGCAAACUAUCUUCAUCAGAAGCAAGUGCAGGUACUUAUACUUCCUCAAGGGGUGUGUCAUCAUCUGUGUUGGCAUCGAGUUCCGAAUCACCUAUAGUAGCCAUGACUUCUCUUCCUUCCACUAUGAUAUCUUCAUCAGAGGCAAGUGCAGGUAUUUAUGCUUCAUCAAGGGGUGUGUCAUCCUCUGGAUUGGAGUCAAAUAUCCCAUCCCCUACAUUAGCAAUGACCUCUCUUCCCUCGCCCAAACUAUCUUCAUCCGAGGCAAGUGCAGGUACUUCUGCUUCCUUAAGGGGUGUGUCAUCAUCUGGAAUGGAUUCGAAUACCCCAUCACCUACUUUAGCCAUGGCUUCUCUUCCUUCCUCCAUGAUAUCUUCAUCAGAGGCAGGUGCAGGUACUUCUGCUUCAUCAAGGGGUGUGUCAUCAUCUGAAAUGGAGUCGAAUAUCCCAUCCCCUACAUUAGCAAUGACCUCUCUUCCUUCGCCCAAACUAUCUUCAUCUGAGGCAAGUGCAGGUACUUUUGCUUCCUCAAGGGGUGUGUCAUCAUCUGUGUUGGCAUCGAGUUCCGAAUCACCUAUAAUAGCAAUGAUCUCUCUUCCUUCCACCAUAAUAUCUUCAUCCGAGGCAAGUGCAGGUACUUCUGCUUCCUCAAGGGGUGUGUCAUCAUCUGAAAUUGCAACGAGUUCACAAUCAAAUACUUUAGCAAUGACCUCCGUUCCUACCAUCAUCAUUUCGUCUUCAGAGGCAAGUGCAGGUACUUAUGCUUCCUCAAUGGGAGUGUCAUUAUAUGGAAUGGGGUCGAAUUCCCCGUCACCUACGUUAGGAAUGACCUCCGUUGAAAGGAGCACGAUGUCGUCAUCAGAGGCAAGUGCAGGUACUUCUGCUUCCUUAAGGGGUGUGUCAUCAUCUGAAAUGGAUUCGAAUACCCCAUCACCUACUUUAGCCAUGGCUUCUCUUCCUUUGACCAAACUAUCUUCAUCCCAGGCAAGUGCAGGUACUUCUGCUUCCUUUAGGGGUGUGUCAUCAUCUGGAGUGGAUUUGAAUACCCCAUCACCUACUUUAGCCAUGGCUUCUCUUCCUUCCUCAAUGAUAUCUUCAUCAGAGGCAGAUGCAGGUACUUCUGCUUCAUCAAGGGGUGUGUCAUCAUCUGAAAUGGAGUCGAAUAUCCCAUCCCCUACAUUAGCAAUGACCUCUCUUCCUUCGCCCAAACUAUCUUCAUCCGAGGCAAGUGCAGGUACUUAUGCUUCCUCAAGGGGUGUGUCAUCAUCUGUUUUGGCAUCGAGUUCCGAAUCACCUAUAAUAGCAAUGACCUCUCUUCCUUCCACCAUAAUAUCUUCAUCCGAGGCAAGUGCAGGUACUUCUGCUUCCUCAAGGGGUGUGUCAUCAUCUGAAAUUGCAACGAGUUCACAAUCAAAUACUUUAGCAAUGACCUCCGUUCCUACCAUCAUCAUUUCGUCUUCAGAGGCAAGUGCAGGUACUUAUGCUUCCUCAAUGGGAGUGUCAUUAUAUGGAAUGGGGUCGAAUUCCCCGUCACCUACGUUAGGAAUGACCUCCGUUGAAAGGAGCACGAUGUCGUCAUCAGAGGCAAGUGCAGGUACUUCUGCUUCCUUAAGGGGUGUGUCAUCAUCUGAAAUGGAUUCGAAUACCCCAUCACCUACUUUAGCCAUGGCUUCUCUUCCUUUGACCAAACUAUCUUCAUCCCAGGCAAGUGCAGGUACUUCUGCUUCCUUUAGGGGUGUGUCAUCAUCUGGAGUGGAUUUGAAUACCCCAUCACCUACUUUAGCCAUGGCUUCUCUUCCUUCCUCAAUGAUAUCUUCAUCAGAGGCAGAUGCAGGUACUUCUGCUUCAUCAAGGGGUGUGUCAUCAUCUGAAAUGGAGUCGAAUAUCCCAUCCCCUACAUUAGCAAUGACCUCUCUUCCUUCGCCCAAACUAUCUUCAUCCGAGGCAAGUGCAGGUACUUAUGCUUCCUCAAGGGGUGUGUCAUCAUCUGUUUUGGCAUCGAGUUCCGAAUCACCUAUAAUAGCAAUGACCUCUCUUCCUUCCACCAUAAUAUCUUCAUCCGAGGCAAGUGCAGGUACUUCUGCUUCCUCAAGGGGUGUGUCAUCAUCUGAAAUUGCAACGAGUUCACAAUCAAAUACUUUAGCAAUGACCUCCGUUCCUACCAUCAUCAUUUCGUCUUCAGAGGCAAGUGCAGGUACUUAUGCUUCCUCAAUGGGAGUGUCAUUAUAUGGAAUGGGGUCGAAUUCCCCGUCACCUACGUUAGGAAUGACCUCCGUUGAAAGGAGCACGAUGUCGUCAUCAGAGGCAAGUGCAGGUACUUCUGCUUCCUUAAGGGGUGUGUCAUCAUCUGAAAUGGAUUCGAAUACCCAAUCACCUACUUUAGCCAUGGCUUCUCUGUCUUCCUCCAUGAUAUCUUCAUCAGAGGAAGGUGCAGGUACUUCUGCUUCCUUAAGGGGUGUGUCAUCAUCUGAAAUGGAGUCGAAUAUCCCAUCCCCUACAUUAGCAAUGACCUCUCUUCCUUCGCCCAAACUAUCUUCAUCCGAGGCAAGUGCAGGUACUUCUGCUUCCUUAAGGGGUGUGUCAUCAUCUGAAAUGGAUUCGAAUACCCCAUCACCUACUUUAGCCAUGGCUUCUCUUCCUUUGACCAAACUAUCUUCAUCCCAGGCAAGUGCAGGUACUUCUGCUUCCUUUAGGGGUGUGUCAUCAUCUGGAGUGGAUUUGAAUACCCCAUCACCUACUUUAGCCAUGGCUUCUCUUCCUUCCUCAAUGAUAUCUUCAUCAGAGGCAGAUGCAGGUACUUCUGCUUCAUCAAGGGGUGUGUCAUCAUCUGAAAUGGAGUCGAAUAUCCCAUCCCCUACAUUAGCAAUGACCUCUCUUCCUUCGCCCAAACUAUCUUCAUCCGAGGCAAGUGCAGGUACUUAUGCUUCCUCAAGGGGUGUGUCAUCAUCUGUUUUGGCAUCGAGUUCCGAAUCACCUAUAAUAGCAAUGACCUCUCUUCCUUCCACCAUAAUAUCUUCAUCCGAGGCAAGUGCAGGUACUUCUGCUUCCUCAAUGGGUGUGUCAUCAUCUGAAAUUGCAACGAGUUCACAAUCAAAUACUUUAGCAAUGACCUCCGUUCCUACCAUCAUCAUUUCGUCUUCAGAGGCAAGGGCAGGUACUUAUGCUUCCUCAAUGGGAGUGUCAUUAUAUGGAAUGGGGUCGAAUUCCCCGUCACCUACGUUAGGAAUGACCUCCGUUGAAAGGAGCACGAUGUCGUCAUCAGAGGCAAGUGCAGGUACUUCUGCUUCCUUAAGGGGUGUGUCAUCAUCUGAAAUGGAUUCGAAUACCCCAUCACCUACUUUAGCCAUGGCUUCUCUUCCUUUGACCAAACUAUCUUCAUCCCAGGCAAGUGCAGGUACUUCUGCUUCCUUUAGGGGUGUGUCAUCAUCUGGAAUGGAUUUGAAUACCCCAUCACCUACUUUAGCCAUGGCUUCUCUUCCUUCCUCAAUGAUAUCUUCAUCAGAGGCAGAUGCAGGUACUUCUGCUUCAUCAAGGGGUGUGUCAUCAUCUGAAAUGGAGUCGAAUAUCCCAUCCCCUACAUUAGCAAUGACCUCUCUUCCUUCGCCCAAACUAUCUUCAUCCGAGGCAAGUGCAGGUACUUAUGCUUCCUCAAGGGGUGUGUCAUCAUCUGUUUUGGCAUCGAGUUCCGAAUCACCUAUAAUAGCAAUGACCUCUCUUCCUUCCACCAUAAUAUCUUCAUCCGAGGCAAGUGCAGGUACUUCUGCUUCCUCAAUGGGUGUGUCAUCAUCUGAAAUUGCAACGAGUUCACAAUCACAUACUUUAGCAAUGACCUCCGUUCCUACCAUCAUCAUUUCGUCUUCAGAGGCAAGUGCAGGUACUUAUGCUUCCUCAAUGGGAGUGUCAUUAUAUGGAAUGGGGUCGAAUUCCCCUUCACCUACGUUAGGAAUGACCUCCGUUGAAAGGAGCACGAUGUCGUCAUCAGAGGCAAGUGCAGGUACUUCUGCUUCCUUAAGGGGUGUGUCAUCAUCUGGAAUUGCAACGAGUUCACAAUCACAUACUUUAGAAAUGACCUCCGUUCCUACCAUCAUCAUUUCGUCUUCAGAGGCAAGUGCAGGUACUUAUGCUUCCUCAAUGGGAGUGUCAUUAUAUGGAAUGGGGUCGAAUUCCCCGUCACCUACGUUAGGAAUGACCUCCGUUGAAAGGAGCACGAUGUCGUCAUCAGAGGCAAGUGCAAGUACUUCUGCUUCCUUAAGGGGUGUGUCAUCAUCUGAAAUGGAUUCGAAUACCCCAUCACCUACUUUAGCCAUGGCUUCUCUUCCUUCCUCAAUGAUAUCUUCAUCAGAGGCAGAUGCAGGUACUUCUGCUUCAUCAAGGGGUGUGUCAUCAUCUGAAAUGGAGUCGAAUAUCCCAUCCCCUACAUUAGCAAUGACCUCUCUUCCUUCGCCCAAACUAUCUUCAUCCGAGGCAAGUGCAGGUACUUAUGCUUCCUCAAGGGGUGUGUCAUCAUCUGUUUUGGCAUCGAGUUCCGAAUCACCUAUAAUAGCAAUGACCUCUCUUCCUUCCACCAUAAUAUCUUCAUCCGAGGCAAGUGCAGGUACUUCUGCUUCCUCAAUGGGUGUGUCAUCAUCUGAAAUUGCAACGAGUUCACAAUCACAUACUUUAGCAAUGACCUCCGUUCCUACCAUCAUCAUUUCGUCUUCAGAGGCAAGUGCAGGUACUUAUGCUUCCUCAAUGGGAGUGUCAUUAUAUGGAAUGGGGUCGAAUUCCCCUUCACCUACGUUAGGAAUGACCUCCGUUGAAAGGAGCACGAUGUCGUCAUCAGAGGCAAGUGCAGGUACUUCUGCUUCCUUAAGGGGUGUGUCAUCAUCUGGAAUUGCAACGAGUUCACAAUCACAUACUUUAGAAAUGACCUCCGUUCCUACCAUCAUCAUUUCGUCUUCAGAGGCAAGUGCAGGUACUUAUGCUUCCUCAAUGGGAGUGUCAUUAUAUGGAAUGGGGUCGAAUUCCCCGUCACCUACGUUAGGAAUGACCUCCGUUGAAAGGAGCACGAUGUCGUCAUCAGAGGCAAGUGCAAGUACUUCUGCUUCCUUAAGGGGUGUGUCAUCAUCUGAAAUGGAUUCGAAUACCCCAUCACCUACUUUAGCCAUGGCUUCUCUUCCUUCGACCAAACUAUCUUCAUCCGAGGCAAGUGCAGGUACUUCUGCUUCCUUAAGGGGUGUGUCAUCAUCUGGAAUGGAUUCGAAUACCCCAUCACCUACUUUAGCCAUGGCUUCUCUUCCUUCGACCAAACUAUCUUCAUCCGAGGCAAGUGCAGGUACUUCUGCUUCCUUAAGGGGUGUGUCAUCAUCUGGAAUGGAUUCGAAUACCCCAUCACCUACUUUAGCCAUGGCUUCUCUUCCUUUGACCAAACUAUCUUCAUCCCAGGCAAGUGCAGGUACUUCUGCUUCCUUUAGGGGUGUGUCAUCAUCUGGAAUGGAUUUGAAUACCCCAUCACCUACUUUAGCCAUGGCUUCUCUUCCUUCCUCAAUGAUAUCUUCAUCAGAGGCAGAUGCAGGUACUUCUGCUUCAUCAAGGGGUGUGUCAUCAUCUGAAAUGGAGUCGAAUAUCCCAUCCCCUACAUUAGCAAUGACCUCUCUUCCUUCGCCGAAACUAUCUUCAUCCGAGGCAAGUGCAGGUACUUAUGCUUCCUCAAGGGGUGUGUCAUCAUCUGUUUUGGCAUCGAGUUCCGAAUCACCUAUAAUAGCAAUGACCUCUCUUCCUUCCACCAUAAUAUCUUCAUCCGAGGCAAGUGCAGGUACUUCUGCUUCCUCAAUGGGUGUGUCAUCAUCUGAAAUUGCAACGAGUUCACAAUCACAUACUUUAGCAAUGACCUCCGUUCCUACCAUCAUCAUUUCGUCUUCAGAGGCAAGUGCAGGUACUUAUGCUUCCUCAAUGGGAGUGUCAUUAUAUGGAAUGGGGUCGAAUUCCCCUUCACCUACGUUAGGAAUGACUUCCGUUGAAAGGAGCACGAUGUCGUCAUCAGAGGGGUGUGUCAUCAUCUGGAAUGGAUUUGAAUACCCCAACACCUACUUUAGCCAUGGCUUCUCUUCCUUCCUCCAUGAUAUCUUCAUCAGAGGCAGAUGCAGGUACUUCUGCUUCAUCAAGGGGUGUGUCAUCAUCUGA
This is a messenger RNA of Haliotis rufescens (red abalone), 6304 nucleotides long. RefSeq lists its product as uncharacterized. The transcript is spliced from 8 exons. Lineage: Eukaryota; Metazoa; Mollusca; Gastropoda; Lepetellida; Haliotidae. The record is from RefSeq and is a predicted model, not a curated record. The coding region runs from base 128 to 6304 and encodes 2058 amino acids.